AAAAGUAGCGUCUAGUUUACAUGAAAAUUUCAUUGUAAAAGCUCGGGUCUGGGGAGUGGGGAUAUCUGAAAACAAGAAUUAUUACAUGAGGCUUUCAGUCGUGCUUCCAUCUGGUGCCUGUUAGAUGAAGCAUGAACUGAUUUUUGGGUAGCUACAAUUUGCAAUUUUGUCCAAAAUGUAAAUCAAUCCAAACCCAAACAGCUGUGCAGAUGUCAAACUAUGAAACUUCGAGAUUUUCCAUUUGAACGGCUUUUAAUAGACUGAAAUACAUACAACUAUCGAUUGUCCAUUAGAUAAAGAAUAUAUAACUUAUUUCUGCUAUACAGGAAUAUAAAAAUAUCAGCAACGUUACGUCGAAUCUUCCGCAAUUUUACUUUUGUUCAUUUGAUAAUUUUGGUUAUAUUAUUAGGCCCCCUAGUCCUAAUGUUGAAGAACAUAGUACUCCUAUGCAUAGCGGUCCUAAAUGCUCAAGGGACACGUAUGUCUAAUGGAUAUUGGAAUGGAAAAUGGUUUCCUCAUGCACCGGAUGAUAUGGAUUCAAAUCCUGCUGCAUCUCUGAGAAAUCAUCUACUGCAUGAUGGGAAACAUGGAAUAUCAAUGGGCAUAGUAGAUCCUGCUUGUGAUGAUGCAAAGACUAAUCUAGCUAUAGACUGGUUCAUGAAUCCUGAAAACUACACAUGCUAUGAAAAUAGACGUCUGUAUCUUCCAAAAAGCACAGUGCAUCCUAUACAUAGUACAGAUCAUAUUCCUCCGGAGUAUAGCGCCCCUCACAAAUGUAUGAAUGAAUCUAUUGAGUAUGGUGAACCUAUUCCAACUUUUGGAACACACAGACCUCUGUGGGCAAUCUACGGCGAAUACACAUUUGUGCCGAUACAACGAUGGUUGCAUAACCUGGAGCAUGGUGCAGUUGUAAUGCUCUACCAUCCAUGUGCCAACAAGAACCAAGUCAAUUUUCUCAAGAAAAUGGUCAAGAGCUGCCUCUACAAGCAUGUCAUUACUCCCUAUGAUCAGCUGACUGUUGAAAGGCCUUUGGCGCUGGUUACGUGGGGUCACCGUCUAGAGAUGUCUAAAGUAGCGGGGGAGCUAGUUGUGGACUUCAUAAGAAAGAACGCCCUAAGGGGCCCUGAGAAGACAACGAAGGAUGGCCAAUACUCUCUUACUUUGAUAGAAAGGGCGAGAAUUGUAUCCGAUAUUGAUGACUCCAGCUUGUGUCCAACGUAUUCUAACAUGAAUAUGAAAUAAUGAGUAUUGAUGGUCGAAUUUAGGGUUUGCAAAAGUUAAAAGGUACUCUCGUGGUAGCUUAGGGAGAUUACACGUAUGUAUAAUGGUGGAAAAGUGUACAUGUUUUGUUUAAGUAAAAUUUUGUUAAUAUAAAGGACCUCAAACUAUUUGUCAGAUGAUAUGUUUUUGGUUUUGUGCUCUUGUCGCAUGAAUGAUCGUUUUAAAAAAUGAUUGAUACACUUUGGGUGUCAGUGACUCCCUACUCUAAAAUUAAAAAAAUAUUUGGAAACACUGAUAGUGUUGAAUUGAUUGAGAUUAGACAGAGUGUUAGUCAACGAUAUGCCAUAAUUACAAUCGCGCAUUCCUGAACCCAAUUUAAGCAUAUAAACGUCUGUGUCCUAAAAUGUAAGGUUCCAAGAUUCAUGGACUCAAAGUUCAAAAUAAAAACAUCCUAGUACCGAUUUUGUUAAAUUUUGGCAGUGUUAUUUAUUGUACUGAGACUGUAAUAGAUAUAUCUAUUUCGGGCUUUUGCGCCGUUAGUAACACAACUUGAUUACAGGAUGAUUAACUUUAUUCUGUCUAAAAAUGUAUAUAUUGAUAGGUAUUGCAAGGUACCUCGGUCAUUCCUCUGCCUAGCGCAGCAUUUCCGGUGAAUUAUAUUACUUGCAAUACCUAACAAGUUUCUAAUAACAAUAUAUUAUACAGUAUGAUCUAACCAUACUACAAGACGCUAAGUUUGUAUUAACUAGGAGAAAAUUAUUUAUGAAUUCCAAUGGCGCCUCGUUUAACAGUAGCUAGAAUAAUACUAACUAAAAAUGUACGCCACUUACCUUUUAAAAAAUACAUAUUUUUUCGAAUUAUGCAGAUGAAAAUACAACUUUUUGCCUCCCGGUAUCGCUUCGUAUCCUUCUUCGUUUUUGAGGAAAAGAAUAAAAAAAAUUUCAUGACAUAUCGAAAAAUUAAUAAAUUAUCAAUUUAAAUUAUUCGAUAUCCAAUAUUCAUUUAUGUCAUUUUUAAAAUGCAAUAAUCCGAAAGUAAAAACUGUAUAACAAAUUAUUUACAAAAAAAUGACCACCUACCGCUUCUGUACUCUUAAAUUUUCACAAUUUUUGGACAUGUUAUAAGUUAUUCUUUUUCUCAAAAAUGAAGUAAAAUACGAGGUGGUACCAAGAGUUAAAAAGGCGUAUCAGUUACUUGAUCUAGAAUAACAUUUAUUUUUAAAAGGUCAGUGGCGUACAUUCUUUUGUUAAUAUUGUCUGUGACACUGCCCCUUGAUACGCCACAUAAUUCUCUUCUAUCCAUAGUUAACUUAGGCCCGUAUCGUCAGUCGUCCCUACAAUUGUAGGGCGCCUUUAUGGCCUCCUUGAUUGUCAUAGUUUUCUACUUCUCCGUGUCAGCGCUCUAUUUUGAGGUUAUGUCACAAACAUCUAUUUGCAUCAAAUUGUGCUUGCUUUAGAGUUUUAUCAUGUUUUAUCAGCCUGAAAUUUCCUACAAUUUAAAAGGAAAACAUAUCUUAACAAUAGGAGAGCGCUGACGCUGACACGGGACGAGUGUAAUCUAGAAAUGUUUGAAGGAGAGAAAAGAGUAUGACAAUCAAUACGCGCCCUACAAUUGUAGGGACGACUGACGAUACGGGCCUUAGUGUCUUAUUGCAAUGUACAACACUUCUAAAAUUCCAGAUAAUGGGCACCAGGAUUUUUCAGGUGCUAACAAAAAACAAUUUUUUUUAUAAAACUGUAUAUUGAAAUCCAUAUUUCUUAAAAUACAUCUUUUUAUGAAUUUUUGAACUUAAAUUUCCGUUCAGGAAUGCAUGCGUCCUUGUAAUUACGGCCAAUUCCAGCAUAAAAUUGCUUAAAACAAGAAUGACACUAUUCCACCGAGAAAAACGUUGAAUACACUACCAUAAGUCUACCCACUGUCUUACUUGUUGUACCUGUAUUCUGUUUUUAUUAGAAAAUCCUUUCUUCACUAGCCUCCUUGAAACGAUCAUUCGAACGGGGCUGUCUGUUAAUAAUUAAUUAAUAACUUGCAAAUUUGUUAUAAUUUGUUACUUUCUUUCUGAAGGCAUUUACGAUACUUUUAUUCUAGGGUUACUUAAAAACAUGCAUGCAAACCUCAGCUUAACAAAACCUGCAGCUUAGAAGUCGAUAACAUAAGGUAAACAUUCUUAAGGGAGCCAAUGCCAUUGAAAUAUCAAUAAAAAAUUACUUACUACGUCGAAAUCCUCGUUUAGGACAACCAGUCAAAAAAAGAAAACGGAGAAAAAGUAUCAACAAACUAACAAUAUCAAAAUAUACAAAACUGAUCAUUGUUUGGCUACAUGAGUGAAAAAUUAUUAUUUUGUUUGCAUACUGAUGGAUGGAACAAUUAUUGCAAACCUAAUAUGGUUACUAUUUAAGCCGGCAGGUCGUUGUAAAAUCUGUAUCUUAGGUUUUCAAUAAUUUAUGGAAAUAAAAUAAAAGUUAAAAAAAUUUCACUCAUGGUGUCUAACAAUAAUCAGUUUUGUUUAUUGUGAUCUGUGCAUUUGAUGUACGUUUAUUGAUGUUUUUUCUUAGGUUUUUGAGAUUGCUUAUCUUGCAAGAGUACUUGACCUUGUAAGUAGCUUUGAAUAUUCUUGUAGCCAAAUGAUUUAAACCAAUGAUUUUUUCAAUUUCAAUCGUGAUUCAAAUUAAACUGCUGCAAAAGCAAUAAGUCGCGAAGCUAAAAUAACGCAUCAGGAAAUAAAUAAAAGAAUUUAUUCAAAAAUAAGAUUUUACAGUAUGUAAGUUUAAAAACAUAACUAAUCCUCAUCAGUCCAACGUAAAUAUUCAUAAAUUAAACUUAUAACAGCACAUUUUACAACAGAAACAGUUUAUAGUUUGUAAUAUUACCUACAUGUAUAAAUAAUAACAAAUAAAAAUUAUUAACGAAUACAUAAGUGGUACUAUAAUAUGCACAUUGAACAAAAACGUUACUCUGGCUAACCUACAGAAAAACAUAAAAACAAAUUAUGUGCUUAGGAAAUAAAUUGUAAUACUAGUACAGGAAAACUAAUUUAGCGGCUUUCUCUGUUUCCAUGCGAUUUUGAAGCUUGAAAUCUACCAAACCAAAUGUCAAAAACAGCCUUUCCACAGAUGUUGAAGAAGCUGUAGCAGAUAACAGUUGUUUAUUGGUGGGCAGUACUUUUUGAGCAGCAUCGCCAUUUUGUUGGGUUUUCCACCAUUUUAAAGCUUUUGAAGUUUUGAGGAUUUGUUAGUCAAACCUUAUGUCGCUAAAAGGAUCUAGUUUUGCCAGGAAUUGAAUUAUUCGUGGCAAGGACACACUGGUAAGUAAUUAUUUUGCGGCUUUCAAAGCACAGCUUUUUUCGUCUGCUAAUAGAUGUUGUGGUUUUGUCGGAUCAAAAAUAUAUCCUUACAGAUGACAUCGAGUGAUGCAUUGUUCGUAUUGGUGUCUAAAUUUUUGUAUUUGACUUAAACCAAAAAAAAGGAGUCUCCUCAAACAUUGAUUCGACAUUUUUGAAUUCUCUUACGUCAGAAAGGGUUCAUAAUCACUAAAUGGUCAACAGCAGAUCUUUUCAAAUAGAUAUUUGAUUUUUUUUCUUUCGCUACGUCAUCGAUUUCAUUCUUUUGCUACUCGCUAGUUUUCAGAUGUUUUGACCACGGUUCAAUGAACGCUUGUAAGCAGUCAGCCAGUGAAUUCCACCGCACGUCAUUACGUAGAACACGUUUUUUUGCCUUAUUUUGUGUAUAUCGUAGAAGCAAAGUGAACACAACACAGUUGUAUGAGGCUUUCCAGACGUGUAUAUUGUGUCUAUCAUAAAAUACUUUCCAUUUUCUAUAGUUAAUGUAGCACAGAUUAUCGGUUUCCAGCGGUCGAGCUAGAUGUUUCUUUCUUUUUUUUUACUGACUGACCUCAGAGGUAAUAGCGAUUAUGAAGUACUAUUCUCGAGAGUUUAGUGGUAAGUUCAGAUGUGAGAUAGAACUGCUACUCCUAGUAAGCUGUUGUACCUGCAAUUACAUACCAUAAUAUAGUUCCCAGUCGAUAUGAAUACCUUAUAAAUAAUGUAUUUGAACAAAAUAGGUUUGUACUUUAAACACUUUCAUUACCCACUUCUCGCAUUUAAAAAGUAAUAUAACUACGAAAUUGAAUUCUCACUCAUUUAGAUAACCUGCACAUGAGCCCGCAGGGCACCCACGUGGCAGGACAUGUUUUUGUCUUAUAUAUUUAUAUCAAAGUCAAUUGGUUAUAGAAGCUAAACAGGGCGUCCAUGACAAGUAGUAGUAGAGGUGGAGAGGCAAAACCUCGUAGCCGUUUUGCCGACCCCGUCGUACCAACACUGUACUACUCCACGAGCCAUCUACUGAUCAUUGAUAUAUCCAGCGAUGAGAUAUACCUGUUAAGAUUGGCAACGAAUUAAGUUCCGAGACGGAGAUUAGGACCCGAGAGCCCCAGCUUGGUAACUCGACGCGCUGAUCACCGAGCUACCGAGACUCUCACAAUAUGAUAAAUCAAAUUAAUAAUAAUGGUAAACUGAACCCACAUUUAAAUAAAUCUAGUCCUGGGCAAGUAGUAGCAGUACUGGCGCUAUCUCUCUUGUUAGUAUUUAAUAUAACUGCUUGACUAUUUCCGUUUUCUGAUAUACUUCCCAGUGUUCUUAAAUCGUUCAACAGUAAAGAUGGAUAAAAACAACCUAAAAAUAACACGAUUUUUUUAUUUAAAGAAAGAUCGGGAUUUUUUGCAACACCACUUGAAUCACGUCCUGAAGAAGAGAAUGAACAUUUUCGAAAGCUUGGUAUGAACACAGAAUAAACUUUCUUUCUGGGCUGAUAUUUGAUUACAUUAUGGCUGCUUCCUGAAAAAAUUAUCGCUUUGCAUCUUAGCUAGUCAGCCAACACUACCCUCCUCCUCUCGGAACAGAAGUAGUAUACAAUAGUUCUAGGACUGGACUAGUCCAGAUAUCUAUAUUGUUUCUCUUGUACUAUGGCUAAGGCUGCUCAUGCUUAUUUGAAGCAUAGCUCACCCACGUAGUCAUGAAAAAAAAGUUGCGCCCAGUGAUACAUUUUGAUUAUAAUAUUGAUUAACGUAUUGAUCUGCGUAUUCUGAAAAUAGUCAAGCAUAUACAGGGUGCGGCAGCGUAACUUCCUUUUUCAAAAACCUGAUAAAACCCAUCCUAUGAAUCAACAUUUUUACUUGUUUUUUAUAAUGUAGGCGCAUUUUUUAUUUUAUAUUUUGUAUACAUAGUUUUUAUCAUGACGGUGUUAAUGAUGUCCACAUAAUAAUUUUGUAAGGUACCAUCUGAGUACAAUAUGCUUUAGCGAGCGAUAAUAUCAGAAAGAAUAUAUUAAUAAAUUAAUUUUAUAAAUGUCACAUAGCGCUAAAAAAAUGUUUUUUAUUGAUGUCCGCAAACGAAUAAACUCGUAUCAGAUAAUAUCAGUAUAAAUCUAUUAUGAAACAAAUUUUUUCAGUAAGCUUAAAUGUCAUAUAAAAUUGUUGUGUAAAGAUUUAUAAGACAAUAUUAAAAUUUGUCGUAAAAUUGUUUUGUAUAUUUGCUCUAAGAAUGUUCUUACGACUAUCUAUAACGCGACUAUAAAGCAAACUACUUCUUGAAAGCUUAAUUGUCUUACUGGAAAAUUUAUUAAAACAAAAUUGGGUGCAAUAGCACGGACAGUUGACCAUUAUAAAAUAUCUUUGCUAGUUGCCAAAAAGCAUUGAAGUCCACAUUUUUGCCUUAUUUUACGUACCUUUAGCCAUCACCAAGAUAGUAAUACUAAUAUAUUGAAAUUGUAACCUAUACUCGUAUAUACGCAUGGACUUUUUUACACUAACCCUUAUAUCUGCUAUACAUCUGUGUUUGAAAUAUACGCAUAAUUAAAUAUUUUUAUAAAAUUUGUUAUUAAGCAAAAACAUUUAAUAAGAACUCUCGAAGUAAACAUGGAAUCCAUAUUUCGUGAUGUUUCAACUUCAUUUUACGACGGCUGUUUUUAAGUGUAUUACAAAAAUCGUUUUUGCAAUGACAAAAUGUGCUAACUAACUACUUUAGUGUUGAUAUAAUGAUACUUAAAUUAUUUUAUUACAAUACAAACCAGAAUAAGAAAUCAAUACAAAAUUUUGACCUUUUUUCCUAAAAUUCAAUAAUAACUACUAUACUUGAGGCGCGUAAAAAUCUGGCUACUUAUAUCCCAUUAUACUAAAUGACAUGGAAAAUGCAACACCGACUAGUUAUGCUGUAAUUUUGAGCAUAUUUUUUCAAGUAAUAGGUCUACUGAUAAUUAGAAAGUGAUUAAAACUCUCGGAAUUUCGCAAAAUAGCUAUUUCCCACGUCAAUAUUAAUAAUGUGUUGAAGCUCCUCUGUUAGCUGCACAUUCGCCCAGCCGUCGUGGCGUUCAUUGGAUUAGGUGAUUGAUGUCUUCUUGGUGUAUCGUAUCCCAGUCCUGCAUUUGGUUUUGUAGAGCCUCCAAUGUUUGUGGAGGGUGCGGUAAAUUUUGCCACAUUAUUCCAAUCAUGUCCCAUACAUGUUCGAUGGGGGAAAGGUCUGGAUAUCAAGGAGGCCACUGAAGCGGAUUUACUCCGGACGUUUCUAACAAGUCUAAACUAACACGUGCGACAUGAGGUCGUGCAAUGUCCUGCUGAAAAAGUUGAUCUUGCAAUGUUUCCGAAAAGGGCGGCAGAUGUGGUUGUAAAUAUUCGUGGAUAUAGCGCUGGGCCGUCAUGCUACCUCGAAUGAACACUAAUAGUGAUCUGCUGCCAUAAGCAAUGGCACACCAUAUCAUAACACCCACAGUGCGAUGAAUAUGCGAUUCACCGCGUCUCCUCCAUACUACUCCAUACUCCAAUCUGGUCUCAUCGCUGAACACGACUGAGUUACAUUCCAUAUUCCAUUCAAGUCUCUACCUACUCCAUACUAAAUCGUUGCCGACGGUGCUGUGGGGUCAGGGGUAGUACCAGAUGGGGACGGUGUGAAAACAGUCCAAAGGACCUUAUUUGGCGAUAAACUGUCCUCAUUGUUAUUGCCCUUCCAACAGCAUCAAACCAUUGGUUCGCAGCUGCCCUUGUUGUGUAAAAUCGAUCUCUAAUAACGAUCCUGUCUUUCUGUAGUCUGUCUUUGACGUCCAGUGCCUCUAACUCUUCGAUUUCGGCCUUCUUGGAACCGAACAGUAGCUUCGUUUUGAUUCACCCGAUUAGCGAUUUCUCUAAAAGAACAUCCGGCUUCACGUGUCCAAGCCCUCUCAAACUCGAAGUUCAGUUAAAUUAGCGCGUCUGCAAACUCUAGGUAUGAUAAUGCUAUGAAACAACAAUCAAACAAAUGGAACCAAUACAGAAAAAGCACUGAAAAUUAAGUAAACACGUUCAUAUUGUUGGGAUCCUGAUAUGACAAAAAAGCCUUUACAGAAAAAGCACGGCUCGGAAUGCCUUCAACAUUUUAUCAACGUAUACUUCCAUGAUAUCAAAUGUGUUUACAAGUUUCUAUAAAAAUUCAAUAAAUAACUCUGGGUGUUGCAUUUUAUAUGUCACUUAGUAUAUUAUACAAAAAAAUUUCUUGGGCAGUAAAAUAAAAACCAUCAGAUUGCAAAUCUCUCUUACUCAAACAUAUUUUAUUUGAUAAAAAAAUCUAAUGCUUGCGUUUUUGUUAUAUCAAGGAUCAUUAAACAACAAAUUAUUCUCAGUGGGUGCACUUUAACAACAAAAGCAAACUUUUAGUGUUAGUCAAAAUAAAAAUCUGCUACUGAGAUAAUAAAACAACUUUUAUAAAUCUGUUUUAUUCUAGCUCUAUAAGUGUUUUCAAUAAAAUUGUUUUGUAAUUUUAAAAACGUGUGAACAGUUAUCCGGUAAAAGCUGUGGGAGACUUAAUAAAAGAAAUUAAAAAAGAAAAUUGCCGCACAAGGGUGCAACUUUUUUGGGUUUAUAAGCGUUGUAUAAACGCUGUUAUAACGUUUAUAGUGGCAUUGUUAUUUUAUAAAGAUAGUUCUGUAAACGUUGUUAGGCCAUUUAUAAAACAUUAAUCGUUAGUUGUGACAUAGAUGGCGCUAGUAUCCUUUUGGUUCAUUUCUAGGCCCCUGAAUAUAAUUGGUUGCCUAUCUUCAGGUAAAAUAAAUUAGUCAAUUAGCAAAAGCAUAUUUUGACUCAUCAGCUUUAGAGCUAUUUUAGCAUAGAAUCGAAUAAGUAAACUUUUAGAGUACCGCUUUUAAGCCC
Molecule: messenger RNA, 9390 nt
Organism: Acanthoscelides obtectus
Lineage: Eukaryota; Metazoa; Arthropoda; Insecta; Coleoptera; Chrysomelidae
Source: the annotation of a GenBank genome assembly